Lingula anatina is the source of this 1705-nucleotide messenger RNA. RefSeq names its product endothelin-converting enzyme homolog. Gene Ontology annotation, molecular function: metalloendopeptidase activity. Gene Ontology annotation, biological process: protein processing. The record is from RefSeq and is a predicted model, not a curated record. Gene Ontology annotation, cellular component: plasma membrane. Lineage: Eukaryota; Metazoa; Brachiopoda; Lingulata; Lingulida; Lingulidae.
GUUCCCACCCCAUCAAGUCAACGCUUUCUACGACCGAACUAACAACGAGAUGAUAUUCUUAGCCGGGAUUUUGCAGCCGCCAUUUUUUAAUAUCCAUUACCCAAAGUACAUUAACUACGCCACUAUCGGUCACGUGAUAGGCCAUGAGAUCACGCACGGUUUCGACACCGGUGGAUCGCGGUAUGACAAAGACGGAAAGCUGGAAAAUUGGUGGUCAAACGCCUCCUGGACGCAGUUUCAGACAGACGCCUCGUGCGUCGCUGACUACUAUUCUACUUACAAAUUGUCCGGGAUGCAGGUGAAUGGACAGUUAACCCUAACAGAAAAUAUGGCAGAUAUUGGAGGUUUGAAAUUAGUGAAAGAGGGAUACGAGUUAUGGGUCGCCGACCACAGUAAAGAGGGCACUCUCCCAGGAACCAAGAGAUCAGUGGAAGAACUCACUCUUAUUGCAGCAGCUCAAAAGAGCUGUGGACACGUAAGCCUUGAGAUGUUGAAGAGACAGAUACUGACAGGCCCACACUCUCCACACCAAGUGAGGACUAAUGGUGCUUUAUCCCAGCUACAGGUGUUUGCAGAGACGUUCAGGUGUCCCCCAGGAUCCAACAUGAACCCCCUAAAUAAGUGUAAUGUGUGGUGAAAACAAACAAAACCUGGGAGACUACACCACCACAGGCACUUACUCAGACCAACAGAAGUCAAAGUUUCAAUUUUUUGUUUUUUCCAUUGAAAAAAAGAGAGACAUUGCGAAGAUAAAAAAAAUUAAUCUUUGAUUCGAAAAAAUGAUUGCAUUAAAGAAGCCUUAGAGGUCAUUUGUUGCAAAGAAAAAAAUCUGAACUGGUUUCUAAAUGAGCUGUUGAAAAAGAGGCAUAUCUUGAAGUAGGCCAAAGAUGUACCCUCUACCAGGGCGACAGAUAUGUCUCUAGAUAAAUAGACAGUUAUUUUGGUCUGGAUUUUUUCGUUUUUCCCUAUAUAAUCUGCCACCCUGGUAAAGGGUACCAUGGAUGCAUAUAUAACCAGACGAACGCAUAGCCUAGAAUGGGGCUGGCCUUUGAAAUUGGACACAUAAUAUAGCCAGUUCUUGUGGAAAUUUAGUCAUACGUUCCAUACACAUUUUGUAAUUUGUAAAAUUUCAUGAUUUUUGUAAAAUAUCGAUAUUUAUGGACAACAGAGACGAUGUUGCGAAGGGUUAGAGCCUCAGUGCAACCUGUUCUAUACCUCUCCUCAUAUAUUUAUUAUUAUCAUUAUUAUUACUAUUAUUAUUAUGCUAACGUGGCGCAUUCCAUUUAAAACUCAGUGCGCCUUAUAAUUUAAGAGGCGGAUAUUACACAUUGCUAGUAAAAAGUUGAAAUUUAUUAUUCUUUUAGUUACUUAUUAUGAUUAAGAUUAAUUCAAAAGAGUGAAGAUAGAAAACAGUAAAACUAGUGUGUUAAUAACCGAAAACGAUGUAGAACAUGGGACCCUCCUGCUGUGGUUAAAUAAGUUUUCAAAUGCACUGCGCCUUCUUUUCUAUGGCAGUUUUAUGAAUACUACAUUAUCAUUUAAUAAUAUUCUCUGGCCUACUGACAGCCUCGAAGGGCUUUCGAUGUGUUUCGGACUAUCUCAUUUCAUUUUCGUAACUAGCCUGGCUGCAUAUAUUGUUAGAUUUGUUGUAGUUUGUUUAAUUGAUUUUGCUUUAGACCAAAAAAGACACUAUUACAGUUUUCGA